AUGAUUACCGCACCGAAUGCGCUGGGGAACGGUCGCCAUCGCCGCCAGAUUUCCACUCCAGCAGCCCCAUACGAGGUCCCCACAUCGGCAAUCAUGCAUCAACGUCGGUCACAUCGUCGAGGCCAAACUAUGGACUACGGGUCGUUCAGUCCACAGGCCUCCGUCGACCGACAAUACAUGCCCAAGACGGUUUCGCAGUUGCGAGACUACUUUAACGAAAAAUCAGGUUACCCCAGUCAACAGCGGGAUGUGCAUCAGUAUCAAUCAUAUGGCCAGCAACCCGAGCAGUCUUACUUCCCACUCGGACUACAUGCGCAGCAGUCUUAUCAAUAUCAACCUCAAGCCGCGCUCGGGACUGAAUGUCAAGCCUUCGAUCAAGAACAACUCCAGGCCAUCCAAGCCGCUAGCCCGGCACCAUCAUCCAUUGGCGCCCCGGCCUUGUCAAGAUCAGCUAGCGAAAGUUCCGAGAACACACCACUGAAGCUCGCUUUGCACCGCAUGCAGCACGAACAAUCCUCGAACCAACAGCACCAGUUCGCCGACCGCCCCGAUUGGGAAUUGUUUCCCCAGCGCAAUGGUUCUGUGUCUCAAAACGAACAUGUGACGGCCUAUGUCGAAUCCAUGCAUCCAGUUUCUGUUCAACCAAAGGCUCCUUCGGCCAAGAUUCUCUCACAGAUCUCUUCUACUUACACAUCCCCGUUGACCCCCGACUCUACUCCAUUAAAAAGAUCCAUUGAUUAUUCUAUGUACAGCAAUGACCCAACACCCUGCAAGUCCCAGAGUUUCUCAUUUCCCUACACUCCUGCUACUUCCGAGAUGCAAAGAACCCAGUCCCUGCAAGAAGUUCCUUUUGUUAGCCCUCUGCAGAUCAAGCAGCAAAUGCCCUCCCCAGCCAAUUCCCCGAUUAGUGCGUCGUUCCCUGAGGUUGCCGACAUCCCCACGCCGAGCCCGUAUGGAGUGACGCCCCAGAAGCCCGUUAUGUCCCUCCCACUUUCCACCCGAGGAGUCAAGAAGCGAGCUUCAUCCUCCGUGUCAUCGACUGUCAUGCCCACAUCACGCGAUGGUGACCUGGAUGCCCGAGUCAAGGCGUCGGUCCAAGAAACAGGCAUCUCGAACGACGAAAUUGCCAAGUUCAUCUCCGGUCCAGACCCCAAGGAUGGCAAGUGGGUCUGUCUCUUCACCGACUGCCUGUGUCGAUUUGGUCGCAAGGAAAACAUCAAAUCUCACGUUCAGACCCAUCUUGGAGACCGUCAAUUCAAGUGCGACAUUUGCGAGAAACACUUUGUACGCGGACAUGAUCUCAAGCGUCAUCUGAAGACACACAGCGGAAACAAGCCCUUUGCGUGCGCCUGUGGUGCUAGCUUUGCCCGACAGGAUGCUUUGACCCGUCACCGUCAGCGCGACAUGUGUGUGGGUGGCUUCACUGGUGUGGUUCCUAAGACGACCAAGCGUGGUCGCCCGCCUAAGAAGAACAAGAACCGACCCGAGCUUGACGAGCGUCAAGCCAAGUCUACUCGUACUCGCCAGCGUGUCGCUGAAAAGGCGACCUCGCUUGCUUCGGCCCCGGCCCGUCCUACUCUCCAGGAUGCCCCUGUGUUCAACUCGCCCAACUAUGCCCCAUCCAGUGCCCUCUCGUCAUUCACGCCUCCUGCCUCGCCAGGUGAAACAUACUACGGCAUGUCCUCGCCCUCUAACGAGUACCAAUCGUUCACAUCCAAGGCCGAAGAUGAUAUGCUGCCAUUGUCACCACCCCAAUUGGCUCACGCUAGAUAUGAGCAGGCGAUGGCUCAGUACGGUUCAAACUUUGGGUCUCAGUCCUACUCGCAAGAAUCUCUUUACAGUGACUCCGCCCUCUCGCCUCGGGAGGUGUCUUCGCCUCACACUGCGCCCACACUGGCCGAGUCAUCUGUCGGCUCAGAGAUUGACAUCUUCAUGUCGCAAGAUCACUCGGACGAUCUUCGGGGGGAGUUCGGCCACCUCGCCAACCCCAGCCUUCCUGUCUUCCCUGGCUAUCAAUUUGUGGACACCAACGACUUCUCUGGUUCGGACUUCUAUCCUGCCAAGUCCUUCUCUGGCCUCACCAACCUCGACGAUGACCUGGAAGACCCAAUUGGAUGCCUGUCAAGCGAGUUCCUUGUUGACCCUUGA
Molecule: messenger RNA, 2148 nt
Organism: Penicillium olsonii
Lineage: Eukaryota; Fungi; Ascomycota; Eurotiomycetes; Eurotiales; Aspergillaceae
Source: the annotation of a GenBank genome assembly